Perca fluviatilis (European perch) is the source of this 1313-nucleotide messenger RNA. Its product is annotated as heterogeneous nuclear ribonucleoprotein A/B-like. The record is from RefSeq and is a predicted model, not a curated record. Gene Ontology annotation, biological process: regulation of gene expression. Bases 267 to 755 code for a protein of 162 amino acids. Lineage: Eukaryota; Metazoa; Chordata; Actinopteri; Perciformes; Percidae. The transcript has a single exon. Gene Ontology annotation, molecular function: RNA binding. Gene Ontology annotation, cellular component: nucleoplasm.
CAAUGGGCGUGGCUGGGAAAGUUGUUAGUAUUGUUCGGUGUUAGCUGUUGGGGUUAGACCCCAGUUGCCAGUAGAGGGAGUCCACAUGAUUUUGGGGAAUGACUUGGCAGGUAGUAAGGUGUGGGCGGAUGGCAAAAUGAACAUCUUUAAGAAGCAAGUUUCAGUACUCCCUGUAAAGGUAUCUCCAGAUUGCAACUGUGUCUCAGGAGGUUUUUCCAGGUUGUGCUGUUACCCGCUCUGCCUUUUGCAAGGAGGAUGCGGGGAAAAUGUUUGUUGGUGGUCUCAGCUGGGAAACGAGCAAGAAGGAUCUUAAAGAUUACUUCACUACAUUUGGCGAGGUGACAGAUUGCACCAUGAAGAUGGAUCAGCGGACAGGUCGGUCAAGAGGCUUUGGCUUCAUUCUCUUUAAAGAUGCAGCCAGUGUAGAAAAGGUUCUUGAACAGAAGGAGCACAGGCUAGAUGGCAGAGAGAUCGACCCAAAGAAAGCCAUGGCCAUGAAGAAGGAUCCAGUCAAGAUCUUUGUGGGAGGCCUUAACCCGGACACCUCAAAGGAAGUCAUUCAAGAGUACUUUGGAUCCUUUGGAGAGGUUGAGACCAUUGAGCUUCCACAAGAUCCAAGGACAGAAAAGAGGAGGGGAUUCGUAUUCAUCACAUAUAAAGAAGAGACUCCUGUCAAGAAGGUUAUGGAGAAGAAAUGCCACAAUGUCAGUGGAAGGAAGUGUGAGAUUAAAAUAGCCCAGCCCAAAGAGGUCUAGCAGCAGCAGCAGCAGCAGUAUGGCGGCCGUGGAUACGGAGGACGCAGCAGGGGCCGUGGAGGCCAGGGCCAGAACUGGAAUCAACCUGGAUACAACCAGAACUAUGGCUACAGACAGUCAGCCAGGGGACACGGGGCGACUGCUAGGAAUCGGAUUGAUUUUUUUUUUUUUUUUGGGGAACUUUGGAUUGUUUGGACUAGGUUGGGCCAAAUUUUGGGCUGAGGGUGGGACCCUCAUUUUAAGGGGGGAUGUUACGACCCCGCCUCUGCAGUGCAGCGGUGGUUCCUCCUGCAGGCAGAGGAGGGUCGUUAGUGAUUGGAGCCACCUGGGCUCAGGGUAUUUAAGCUGCUUCUAACCACUCUUCUCUCUCUCUGCUCCUCCAGGUAUGAACCUGUUUCGUUUGUUCCUUUAUAGUUUUACUUAGUUUCCACUCAGUCAUUUACACCCAUACAGAUUCACUCAUCCAUGCACUUUACAUUAUGACAUUUUCACACCUCAUUCCUUUUUUCUUUGUUUAAAGUUAAUAGUUCUGAUUUACAAUAAAGUAUGUUUUUGAUU